Messenger RNA from Psylliodes chrysocephalus, 1109 nucleotides. NCBI's taxonomy places the organism in Eukaryota, Metazoa, Arthropoda, Insecta, Coleoptera, Chrysomelidae. The record is from the annotation of a GenBank genome assembly.
AGGUUCGAGAUUCUCCGACAGAAAUGAGCUUACUUCAUUUGGCAGUAAAAUACCGACAAGAAGAAUGUAUAAAAAUAAUACUAGACUACAAUAUUCCUGCGAAAAAUUUUGGAAAAGACAUUAACGGAAAUUCACCAUUACAUCUGUCUUGUGACUGGAGAAAUGUGAACGUAUUUAAUUUGUUGUCAAAAAAAUAUUAUUCUAUUUUACGACAAAAAAAUAAAAUGGGCCAAAACGUUCUGUAUUGUUGCACUAAAAAUAACAAUAUAGAAUGUAUCAAGAUUUUACUACAGUACCUAUGUAAAUCAGACAUUGAUGAGCCAGAGAAUGAAACUGAAAAUAGUCCAUUUAUAUUAAGUAUUUUAAACAGAAAUCUUGAAAUUGCUAAAAUUUUAUAUCAACAUGGAGCAGAUGUAAAUUUUUCUAAUAAGAGAGGAAUGACUGCCCUGCAUUUUUGUGCUAUAAGAGGAAAUGAAAGAUUUGCUAAGAGACUGAUAGAGUGGGGAGCAAACGUAAAUUGUGCCAACGAACAUGGAUUAACUCCUUUAAUAUUUUCUGCCCGGGGAGGAAAAAUAAAAUUAAUUAAUUUAUUAUUAAAAAAUAAAGCCGAUAUAAAUUGUGGUGACAAUGACAAAUGGACUGCUUUGCAUCAUAGUGUGAAAACAAAAAAUGAAGAUGUUGUCAAAAUGUUACUUAAAAAUCAAGCAAUUAUUAAUUGUAAAAAUAAAUUUGGAAAAUCCCCAAUUAUAUUGGCAUGCUCUUCUAAUCUACCUUCAAUGAUUAGGAUUUUGUUAAACAACAUUACAGAUCCCAAACAGUUUCCGACGAAUUCAAGAAAAAAAGCUUUGACGAUUUGCCAAAACCAUGGAUAUAAAGAAUGUGAGAAAAUAAUUCAAACAUGUAUAAAUACUGAAGACAUGACAGGCAAAUUUUUACGAGUCAAGACAAUUAACCGUUUAAUGGUGAGAAGUCAACAGCAAGGUUCAAUUGUUACAAUAAGACGUUCGUUAAUUUCUACAACAAUAGGAACCAAGAGAAGUAAAAGAAAAAGACGAAGUAAACCAAAUAGAUCUCCUUCCGUUCUAGAAUGGUUUUACCAUUUUUAGGAU